Messenger RNA from Lepus europaeus (European hare), 2383 nucleotides. It is a transcript of the gene GJC2, whose product is annotated as gap junction protein gamma 2. Gene Ontology annotation, cellular component: connexin complex. The transcript has a single exon. The record is from RefSeq and is a predicted model, not a curated record. Gene Ontology annotation, biological process: cell communication. Bases 386 to 1684 code for a protein of 432 amino acids. Lineage: Eukaryota; Metazoa; Chordata; Mammalia; Lagomorpha; Leporidae.
CUUUGCUGACUGGGCAGUCUGGGGACCAAGCCCUGGGUGUUGGCCACGUGAUCCUGUCAGAUCCUCCCCAACUAGGGUGGGGUUCUGCACAGCCUUCCGAAAUCCAGUGGGGCAGCCCUGGCUUCCCUCUGCCCCACAAAGGCAGCUGACGCCCUGGCUCCCUGCCUCCCAGGGCCGGGGCAGGCACUUGGCUUUCCUGGGGAGCCCCAUGGGAGACAAGACUGCCCUGGGAAUCCUUGCGGGUACCCCACCGGCAGCGUCAGGACCCGGUGGAAUGUGGCACACUCACGAUUGCUAAGAGCUGUUAGCAGAGAAAACUUCCCAACCGACUUGGAGGCCUCUCGCUGACCCCCGCCUGGCCGGCAGGUCCCACCCGCCCGCCCCUAUGACCAACAUGAGCUGGGGCUUCCUGACGCGGCUGCUGGAGGAGAUCCACAACCACUCCACCUUCGUGGGCAAGGUCUGGCUCACCGUGCUCGUGGUCUUCCGCAUCGUGCUCACGGCCGUGGGCGGUGAGUCCAUCUACUCGGACGAGCAAGCCAAAUUCACCUGCAACACACGGCAGCCUGGCUGCGACAACGUGUGCUAUGACGCCUUCGCGCCUCUGUCCCACGUGCGCUUCUGGGUCUUUCAGAUCGUGGCCAUCUCCACGCCCUCGGUCCUGUACCUGGGCUACGCAGUGCACCGCCUGGCGCGCGCCUCGGAGCAGGAGCGCAGGCGCGCCUUGCGCCGCCGCGCAGGGGCCCGCCGCGCGCCCCGCGCCCACCUGCCGCCCGGCUGGCCCGAGCCCGUCGAGCUGGGAGAGGAGGAGCCCAUGCUGGGGCUGGGUGAGGACGCGGAGGAGGAGCCUGGGGCGCCCGAGGGCCCUGCGGAGGAUGCAGAGGAGGAGCGCGCCGAGGAGGUGGCCACCAAGGGCGCGGGCGCGGGCGGGGGCGGAGAGGCGGCGGGGACGCUGGGCCCGGCUACGCAGCACGACGGGCGGCGGCGCAUUCAGCGCGAGGGCCUGAUGCGCGUGUACGUGGUGCAGCUGGUGGUCAGGGCGGCCUUCGAGGUGGCCUUCCUGGUGGGCCAGUACUUGCUGUACGGUUUCGAGGUGCGGCCCUCCUUCGCCUGCAGCCGCCACCCGUGCCCGCACGUCGUGGACUGCUUCGUGUCGCGCCCCACCGAGAAGACGGUCUUCCUGCUGGUCAUGUACGUGGUCAGCUGCCUAUGCUUGCUGCUGAACCUGUGCGAGAUGGCUCACCUGGGCCUGGGCAGCGCGCAGGACGCCGUGCGCGGGCCCCAGGCCCCGGGCCCCAGCCCCGGCCCCGCGCCGCGCCCUGCGCCCUGCGCCUUCCCGGCCGUGGGCCUGGCCUGCCCGCCAGACUACAGCCUGGUGGUGCGCGCGGCAGAGCGCGCGCGCGCGCACGACCAGAAUAUCGCCAACCUGGCCCUGCAGGCGCUGCGCGACGGGGCUGCGGCCGGCGACCGGGAGAGCCUGCCCUGCUCUGGGCUCCCUGCCCCCUCCCGGGUGUGCCCCAGGGCUGGCGCAGCAGCUUCUGGCACCGGCAGCGCCACGUCGGGGGGCACGGUCGGCGAACAGGGUCGUUCUGGGGCACUCGAGCGGCCGGGUGCCAAGGCCAGGGCUGGCUCCGAGAAGGGCAGCACCGGCAGCAGGGACGGGAAGACCACUGUGUGGAUCUGAGCACACCGGCGGGGGACGGGAAAGGGCUGGAGGCAGGCGGAUGCCCAAGCUUGGGCACCUCUGACGCUUGGUGGGAUGGGGAGGAUGGGAGCCAUGAAGGGUCCCGGCUCCAGCCUGUGAUCCCCGAGGUGCGGGCAAGGCACUGGCCUCCUCUCCAGGGCCGGUCUCUGCGGCUAUCCUGAGCUUUGCCGGGCUGCGGCCAGCUGCCCUUCCCUUGGAAGUCCCCUCCAGCGGUUGGACUCCAGAGCUGUUUGUCCCCACUGCCUGCAGCCACAAAGAGGUUCUUUGCCCAGCCCCCCAGCCCACGAUCUGGCUCCUGAAGAGCCCGGGGCGACCCCAGCUCUUCCUUGACAGGAGGGGAAGCCGAGGAGCACCCGGGCUGGGGAAAGGCCCCUGUGGCCGUCCCAGGUCUGUACCUGGUCCCGGGGACUGGGAGACUGAGGCCCUGGAGGGCUGGGGGGAGCAGGAGCACACCUUCCCGCCUUCUGUGACAGCCUCAAAGUUCUGAAGAUACCUGUUCUGCCUUGCAGCUUGAACCACAAGGUGGUGGUCAGGGGCUGGGGCUUUGGCCAUGCUGCCAAAAGGGCUCCUGGGUUCCUCCCCAAUUCUGAGCCUCCUGAGCAAAUGGAGUGAAAUAAAGUUCAGGAGUGUGCAUCGGCAUGCAUGCAUUUCUGCAGGCGGACACUCUCAUGUAUGUAC